Malania oleifera is the source of this 2407-nucleotide messenger RNA. RefSeq lists its product as uncharacterized. Lineage: Eukaryota; Viridiplantae; Streptophyta; Magnoliopsida; Santalales; Ximeniaceae. The coding region runs from base 64 to 2193 and encodes 709 amino acids. The transcript is spliced from 9 exons. The record is from RefSeq and is a predicted model, not a curated record. Gene Ontology annotation, molecular function: protein binding.
AAAAGAAAAAGAAAAAUAACUAACGCCCGUUUGGAGAGAGAAAGAAGACCCCCGCCCCUCUGAAUGGGUAAGGUAGCGGAGAUGAACAUGAACAUGAACAAGAAGAAGAAGAAGAAAGGACGUCCUUCUCUCUUAGAUCUUCAAAAGCGCAGUCUCCGGCUGCAACAAAAACAACAGCAACAAGACGAACACGGCCUUAUCUCUAACCCUAAUUCCCAAAACCCCAACCCUCCGACCCCCAAUUCUAACCCUACACGCCGAUCCGCUCGCCGCAAAACCUCCCCGGAGCCGGAAUGGAUUAACGACGACGACGAAGACGACGAGCGGAGGGAGAAGAAGCUCAAGCUCGUUGUGAAAUUGCCCUCGCAUCUCGAUCAUCUCCCCCACCCUAGAUCCUCGGGGAAUUCUCUCGGUUCCGAUUCGAAUGUGGAUGGUGAGAAUAACGAGGCGGCGAAGAAGAAGCGGAAGAUCAACGACGUCAGCGACCGAUCCGGUCACGCUUCCACCGAUAAGGGUGAAAAGUUUUCGAAAGCGACGGACACUCCACAUGGUUCCGGGUCGAGGUUGGACUGCGGCCCCACGACACCUUUGCCAGAUAAAAAGUUGUUGGUGUUCAUUCUAGACAGGCUUCAAAAGAAGGACACUUACAGCGUGUUCUCUGAGCCAGUCGAUCCAAAAGAGCUUCCGGACUACCAUGAGAUUAUAGAGCAUCCUAUGGAUUUCCAAACCAUUAGGAUGAAACUAGAUGGGGGACUUUAUUCUGACUUGGAGCAAUUUGAGGCAGAUGUUUUUUUGAUAUGUGCAAAUGCAAUGCAGUAUAAUGCACCAGAUACAAUUUAUUUUCGACAGGCACGAUCCAUACAAGAACUGGCUAAAAAAGACUUCGAAAAUUUGAGACAAGAGAGUGAUGAUAGUGAUUCACAACCUAAGGUUGUGAGGAGAGGUAGACCACCAAACAAGAAUCUGAAGAAGUCUAUUGGUGGCUCUCCAUAUGAGCGUGUUGGUCCUGAUUUAAUCUCUGAUGCAACUCUUGCUACUGGGGAGGAUAAUUCUUUGGGCACAAACCCAUACAAUCUCAGAAAAGGAUCUAGCCCAUACAAGUUUCGGGCUGCUGAUGCACCAGUAAAGGCGUCCUAUAGGUCUCGGAACAAUGAAACUUGUGCUGGAUGGUUAGAAGGGAAGAAUGAAUUUUCAGUUUCUAUUUUGAAGGGUGUGACAAUGAAGAAUGGGAAGAAACAAUUUAAUGUAGAUGAGAACAGGCGUGACACCUACAACCAAUCUCCCGUAUCAGCCUUGGAACAUGAGUUAUCUGUGUUGCCCGCCCUCAGUGAUGAAUUGAAGCAGCUGAUGGUGGUCGGUCUAGGUUCGGAGCAUAGCUAUGCAAGAAGCUUAGCUCGAUUUGCUGCAAAUCUUGGGCCUGUUGUUUGGGGAAUUGCUUCCAAGAAAAUCCAAAAUGUUUUGCCUGCCGGACUCAAGUUUGGUCCUGGAUGGGUGGGAGAAAAUGAGGCACCACAUCAGCAGCUUUCUCCAUUUUAUGAAAAGCCAAAAUCUUCGACCAACUUUGUAUGUGAUGUCCAUCCCAGUGCACCCCUUGGUCCAUCACCUUCUUGCUCGAACUCUGUUCUCCCAAACACAUCAUCUUUGCAUGGUAAAGUCAACAUGAUGGAACGUGGAGUAUUAAAUUCCCGAAGUGAGCUUUGUUCAAUUGACAGUAGUAUUAGACAAAACAAACCCGAGGCAUCUUACCAGAUUCAGCAAAAACUCCUUGUUCACCCCGAGUUGAAUGGUUACACUAGUGGGUUUGGGUUCAAUUCCCCACCUCAUGUGGGGAUGGUAAAACAAGGCGGCACAUCAACAGGGAGGUGCUUUUCAGAAGGCCCUUCAGUGCCUUCUCAAAUGCUUGGCAUGGUUUCUGGAAGCAACACUGCUCCCAUUGGUCUGAUGCAUGCAAAGCACUUGGAUUCAGGUGAGCCUGUAUCCUGUGGAAGCAUAAUCGGCCUGCAUUCUGCGAAUUUCCCAGCUCCAGGUUUCAGUCAUGGGUCCAACACGAUGCCAAUUUCGGGGCUGAAUGGAAAACCAUCUUCCCAGGGAUUCUCACCGGACCUUAAUGUAAGAUUUCAGUCACCAGGCUCACCUAAUUCUACUGUGCAGAUCGGUUCCUUGAAGCAACCUGAUUUAGCAUUGCAGCUCUGAGGUACUUUUCUCAUAUUAGAUUGGGCCAGGGGUUCAGGUUCCUUUUGUUUGAGAUGAAUAAAACACCAAGCUCUCACUCUGAUGUGGGUGCCUUGUGAUUAACACCACAAUUGGGUCAUUGAGUCAUGAUGUCUGAAGGAUCGGGGAAAGGUUUUGUACAGAUUAAUGUAUCCAAUUUUUAAGUUUAAAAAGAAAAAAAGGGACUUCGGAACAA